This is a messenger RNA of Strongyloides ratti, 1830 nucleotides long. RefSeq lists its product as hypothetical. The record is from RefSeq and is a predicted model, not a curated record. NCBI's taxonomy places the organism in Eukaryota, Metazoa, Nematoda, Chromadorea, Rhabditida, Strongyloididae. The coding region runs from base 1 to 1830 and encodes 609 amino acids. The transcript is spliced from 4 exons.
AUGUUUGAUGAUAGAGAGAAGAUGAGAAGAUUCAUUUUGCCGAUAGCAACUACCUUUUUUAAAAAAAAAAAACAACAACUUAUCAUGACUUGCUACGAAGAUGGAAAAAUUCUUUACGUUUACAAUAGCAAAAAUUUGAGACAAAAAGCUCAAAUUAUUUUAAAAGCUUGCGAAGAAGUAGGUGUUGCCAAACGGGGCAAGAAAAAUUUUGUUGUACCUUUUGAUAUUGAUGGCUUGGAGACACUUUCUCAAGGAAAAAAAAAGACUAAAAAAGGAAAAGAACCAAAGAUAAUUUUUAAGAUUAAUCCUAAAACUUUUCAACUUUGUCAAACAAAUAACAAUACUGCUAAAUCUGUUGACUCAACUUUAGCUGAGUUUAUUGAAAAUACCUUUGGUGAUGAAUGGUCUCUUUCUCCUCCUGAAAGAAAAUGUACAAGAGAUAUAAUCAUUGAAACAUUAAUGAAAACAUUUAAAAAAUUUGAAGGAAAAAUGUUAUGUCGUGAUGGUCAUAUUAUUGUAACAUGGUUGAUUGACGUUUUCCCUGAAUGUUUAAAGAAUAUGCCAUCAAAUAUUGAAAAUUGUUUUAAAGUUAAUGUUUCACCAAUGGAUGAGAGAACUAAUGAACAAACAAUAAAUGUAGUAUUUAGCAAUUCAAAAUUUUUUGCCGAUAUUUAUUCUUUUAAAUUGAAGAACGCACCACUUCUCUUAUCCAGUGAAUUAAUGGAGUUUCGUGAAAAUUUAUCUCUUAAAUUCCGACAUGGUAUUGUCUUUAAUGAUGAUUUAUGUUUUAUACGUAUUUAUAUUGUUAGAGAAAAAAUGACAAUACUUGAAGCUCAAAAUAAACAGGCAAGAGAGAAUAAUGGAAAACUUCCUAUUAAACAAACAACUCCUUUUUAUAUGAAAGGAGAAAUAAUAACUAAUGAUAGUGGAAAUAUAGAUUGUAUUCAAAAUAGAAUUCUUCAAUUAAAAAAGUCUAUAUUAAAAUCUCAAUCAAUUCCUGAUAGAAGAGAAAGACCUUUAUCAAUAAAGUGUAUAAAUGAUAAUGUUGCUGUUUUAAAAAUAGGUGCAGAGUACUUGAAAUGCAAAGAAAAAUCUAGAAAAUCUCUUAUUAAACCUUUAAAAGUUAAUGUUACAUCUAAUCAACAAAUUUCUAGUAACAAAAUAGAUGAUAUGAGAGGGUCAUUUGCUACCUCACCAACUAAUAGUAUUGAUUCAGGUGUAGGUUCUCCAGGAACACCAAAUGAAUCUUUUUGUAAGGAUAAUUUACCAUUUGGUAUACGUAAUCGUUCAUUCUCUGAAUCAAUUACUACAAGUUUUUAUAGAAUUGAUGGUAAAAAGGUAUCAUUAAUUGUUGAAGAAGAUUCUUCAAAAGGUUUAAAAUCUAUUCUUAAGAAAGAUGAGCAAAGAUACAUUCCACGAUAUUGUCUUCGUCAUAAUCAAGAUACACCAACAAGAGGUUCUUAUUUACCAAAAACUUCACGUUCUGUAUCAGAAUCUAUAACAUCUGAUUACCUUCCAACAAUUGGAAUGGAAAGUAUAAUGUCAUUUGAGACAAUUAUUUCUGAUGAUGAAUCAAGUUUUGAAACAACAAAUGAUGAAUCAUGUAUUAGCAUGUCAAAUAUUGCUCCAAGAUUUCGUAAAAAAACUAUCUCUUUUUCCGAUAAUCCUGAUAUUAUAUAUUAUAACAAGAAAAUUUCAAUUGAAUUACAAAAAGAAAUUGAUAGAAAAAAAGCUAAGGAUCGUCGUAGAAAACAAAUAAAAUUUGGAUCCAAACACGGGUUUUCAACCUCUACUGAGGAUCUUGGGGUUUCUGUAAAUAGUUUAACUUAG